AUGGGGGCAAAGGCAACGCCUGCGCCUUCCAAACAGUUGGUGGUCCCAGCUCCACAGGACCAGCCUCACGUGCCGAAGAAGGUGUACACCGAUUGUCGUCAUCGGAUCAACGACAAGAAGGAUGCCGAAUGGCAUAGGUCCCCAAUCAGGGUUAAUGCCUGCUUGCGGGACUCGUGGAUGAAGGUCCUGGGAGAUAAAUCGCCCCUUAGGAAGGUCUAG
This is a messenger RNA of Prunus armeniaca (apricot), 219 nucleotides long. Lineage: Eukaryota; Viridiplantae; Streptophyta; Magnoliopsida; Rosales; Rosaceae. The record is from the annotation of a GenBank genome assembly.